This is a messenger RNA of Knipowitschia caucasica, 201 nucleotides long. NCBI's taxonomy places the organism in Eukaryota, Metazoa, Chordata, Actinopteri, Gobiiformes, Gobiidae. The record is from the annotation of a GenBank genome assembly.
AUGCGAUCGUGCUCUUUGAUUAGUCGGAGUGCAGAGGUGUGUGAUGGAGACUGUGUGCGAUGCACGCGCCGCUCCUCGCCCUUCACCAGAGCCGGCCCCAGCCCCGUCACCAUGGCAACUGCUUUAAAGCCACGGGAGGACAAAGAUGGCAGCCGUCCGUCCCCCUCCUCACCAGUCUAUUGGACUGGCAUUGUGGUGUAG